Cuculus canorus (common cuckoo) is the source of this 1441-nucleotide messenger RNA. It is a transcript of the gene SLA, whose product is annotated as Src like adaptor. Gene Ontology annotation, molecular function: protein binding. Lineage: Eukaryota; Metazoa; Chordata; Aves; Cuculiformes; Cuculidae. The coding region runs from base 246 to 1082 and encodes 278 amino acids. The transcript has 8 exons. The record is from RefSeq and is a predicted model, not a curated record.
UUCUCAGAGAGGAAGUAUGUGGCCUGCUUGGCAAAUGCUGCUCUACAUGACAGUGUGAACUUCACAACACGCUCAUUCGACCGGCUGCUCCUCGACUUGAUCAGCUAAACCUUGCUGGCAGCAAGAAAGCAGUAUUAUGACUACAGCUUUUUUAAGAAAUACUGCAAUCGGGAAUAUCAUGCUUAUCAUUUAAAGUGUCUCCUUUGAUUUAGCUCUGAAGAGCUUUAACAGAAUUCGAGAGCGCAAUGGGAAAUAGUGUGAAAACACCAACAGCCUCUGAAGAAACAAAUGUACUGAGCCAAACGGGUCAGGAGAGUGAUUUCCUUGCUGUCCUCUAUGACUAUCCUUCAGCAGACAUAAGCCAACCUAUAUUUCAUGUAGGAGAAAAACUACGUGUGUUAUCAGAUGAAGGAGGCUGGUGGAGAGUCCAUUCCCUUACAACAGGUCGAGAAAACUAUAUUCCAGGAAAAUACGUAGCAAAGGUUUACCACGGCUGGUUAUUUGAAGGGCUGGGAAGAGAAAAAGCAGAAGAACUUCUACAGCUACCCAACACCAAGGUCGGCUCCUUCAUGAUCAGAGAGAGUGAAACCAGGAAAGGCUUAUAUUCCUUGUCGGUGCGGCACAGGCAAGUGAAACAUUACAGGAUUUUCCGCCUUCCAAAUAACUGGUAUUACAUCUCUCCACGGCAAACUUUUCAGUGCCUUGAAGACCUUGUGAAUCACUACUCAGAAGUUGCGGAUGGUCUCUGCUGUGUCCUUACAACACCUUGUCUUACCCAAUGCACUAAUAACAACAGCGUAGUGAAUCAAGUUCCUCCUGUGGUGAUGCGGAAUAAAACUUUCAACUGGAGAAACAUUCACAGGCUGGAGAUGACUGAAGAUACUGAAAGCACCCUGGCAGCAAUAGAUGAUUCUUGUCUCAGCUAUGGCCUGAGGGAAAGUAUUGCUUCCUACCUCUCCUUAACAGGGGGUGACAACGCAUCUUUUGCAAGUGCCAGAAAGAAGAAAGCCCAAUCUCUUAUAUACACAGGGAGCAAACGUAAGAGUACCCUUCACUUGCCCCCUACAUACUAUGAAGACUAAAUGUAACACAAUAAGGGGAAAAAAAAUACAACUGAGUGGUUAGAAGAGAAACUCAGCACAUCCUGUGGUCCUGCAGUCCUUCAACAGCCGAGACACAAGCACACCAGUGGAUGAUCAAAUGCUGGCAAUGCUUCUGCAUUUCCUCUUCUGAGUGUUAACUAGAGACUUUCUUAAGAGUGGUAUCUCAGCCACAGCAUAUGCUGGGGAUGUCCCCCGUGCACCUGAAAUUAGAAUCUGCUCACGAGCGCAAUAGGCUCCAAGCUAAGAGCCAAGUGAGGCAGAUGACUUCAUCAAGGGUGAUGCCAACCAUGGUACAAAAGUGAUUGCAUAGGGAAGGACUAACUACAGCUCAAGAACAU